This is a messenger RNA of Oryzias latipes (Japanese medaka), 2199 nucleotides long. RefSeq names its product EF-hand and coiled-coil domain containing 1 (gene efcc1). Gene Ontology annotation, molecular function: calcium ion binding. NCBI's taxonomy places the organism in Eukaryota, Metazoa, Chordata, Actinopteri, Beloniformes, Adrianichthyidae. The record is from RefSeq and is a predicted model, not a curated record.
AGAGCGCGCGGAGUUUGGAUUGCGCGCGUGCCUGUCCUCAAGCUGGAGAACCGUUAGAGCUCGACCCGAGCGCAUGAGAAACGUUUACACACCUGGUGGUAAUUAGGUGUCGUGCGCGCGCCCGCAGCCUUUGAGGGGGCGGGUCCUCGUUUAUAUCUGUUCCUCUGCGCUCCGCGGGUCUGAUCCAGCAGCGCGGAUGAAAUGUUCGGGCAUGGACGCGGCGGACUGCAGUGACCCGUACGGCCGACCCGCGCGCAGGACGCAGUGGAUCGUCAGCACGCUGGCGUACCACUACGGACUGGACCGCGGGGUCGAGAACGAAAUCAUAGUUCUGGCCACCGGGCUGGAUCAAUAUCUGCAGGAGAUCUUCCACCACCUGGACUACCGAGGCGCGGGCAGGAUCCCCGUGGGGGACUUCAGCGCACUGUGCGAAGUUCUGGGACUGAAGCAGGACCAGGAGUGCGCCGGAGUGUUGGAAGGGUUACCCGGCGAGAUCUCCUUCAGGCUCUUCCACGCUCGACUGUGCGGAUACUUCAGCUCCAAGGCGGGCUGUGGCUACGAGAACGGGCGGCUGCUGGUCGGGGAGGACAGCGAGCACAUAGAGACUCAGAUCCGGCUGAGGACCCCCCUGAAGCGGCGAGAGAAGCUGCUGUCCGUGGGGGCGAGCGGCCGCUCCUCUCCAUGCGCGGAGGAGCGCCACGCCCCCGGCUGCAGACUCGGGUCCUGCUCCAGGGAGUGUUAUGAGGAGAUCGUGGCACUCGAGGAGGCAGAAGACCGCAUAGGAAAGCUGGAGGACGAGAACGCCAGUUUGAGGGAGCUGAUUGAGGACAUGCGCGCCGCCCUGCAGAGCAGCGACGCCCGCUGCCUGGCCCUUCAGGUAGGACUCUGGAAAAGUCGCCUCAAACAGAAGCCAGAAGAAGGAUGUUUUGUUUCAGAGCAGAGAGCAGUGGGUCUGCAGAGCAUCGUUCAGGAGGUGGGUCUGCUGCACCACUCCAGAGGCUGGCUGCUGGAGGACGCUCUGCGAUGUAGUCAGAGACUGGAACAGGAGCUGUGGAGCUCCAGGGAGACGGUGGUUGCUCUACAGAGGGAGCAGCUGUCCAUGAGGAAAAAGGUGGAGGAGGCCAGGCAGGCGCUUCGCAUCAGCCUGGGUAAAGUGAAGGAUCUGGAGGUGAAGGCCCGUGAUGUGCCAGCACUGCAGAGGUACAUCCUGCAGCUGAAGUCAGAAAUGCUCUGUCAAAGGUCAGAAGCAUCAAAACUACAACUCUCAGGAAGCAGUGGUUCAGAGCUGAGUGCCAACGGCGGAACCAGCUGGAGAUGUUGCUCUGACACCCGUCAUGACCGGUGUCCGCCCCCAGGCUGUGCCGUGACCACCCCUGACAAGAUGGAGGAGCAGCUCUUCCGGUCGGUGGAGGGCCAGGCAGCUUCAGAUGAGGAAGAGGAGAAGUGGAGUGAUCACCAGCAGAGGCAGGUUGAUGAGGUGAAGCGAAUCCUGACACGGCUUUCCAGCUGCAGUGAAGGGUGUGAAAACAGGAUAUUCCGGAAAUGGAUGUCUCAGUUGGAAAGUUCCCGGAGUGAUCAGGGUUGCAGCGCCGUGCUGGAGCUCCUGCGGAGGAGGCUGGAGCUGAAGGAGGCCCAGCCAGAGGUCAGCAUGGAUCAGAUGACAAAACGAUGCUUAAAAGUGUCCACUACUUCAAAGAUGAAGGAGUCCCAGGUGCAGGAGCUGCAGCAGAAGGCUGAGGAGACGGGGCUCCUUCAGGCAGAGCUGCACAUGCUGGAGACGGGAAAGGUUCGUCUGUCGCUGCUGGAGGAGAAGCUUGGGGACAUCCUCCAGUUCCUGCAUGAGCUCAGAGACCUGGACAUCUCCCGGAGGUCUCUUGGGAAGAUCUUGGUUAGCACGUUGGAGUCUGGCAGUGACCCACAGCACAGCAAAGCUCACAUCCUGGAGGUGCUCAACGCUCUCUGUCAUGAACUGGCUUCAUGUGAACUUCUGCCUCCAGGAGGCGCACUCGAGUCAACCUCAAACCAGCAAACUCUCAUCAUCUCCUGCUAAACAAUACUGCAGUAAAAAGUCAAACAUCAGGUUGAUGGAUGUAAAUGGUGUAUUAUACUGUAGCUCAUAUAAGUGUGAAGUGAUAAACUGUAAUUAGCAGGCAAACUGCUUUAAUUAUAAGAUAAUAAAGUGAUGAAUUUUUUGCUUUA